Molecule: messenger RNA, 256 nt
Organism: Staurois parvus
Lineage: Eukaryota; Metazoa; Chordata; Amphibia; Anura; Ranidae
Source: the annotation of a GenBank genome assembly
GGACGGGACCUCUGUACGAGGUCCCGAUCAUGUGAUCACUGAUUGGCCAAUCAGUGAUCACAUGCAAAGUAGUAAGCAAGAUGUCACUUGUGACAUCAUUGCUUACUACGUGUGAAAUCUGUGAAUGAUCACAGAGGUCACAUGGUACAAGGCUAUUCACAACAGCCUUGUACCAUGUGACAAGCUGUCAUCAAUCACAGCUCACUCAGUACUUCUCAAUGUAGUAAACAAUGAUGUCAAAAGUGACAUCUUGCUU